Messenger RNA from Engraulis encrasicolus (European anchovy), 2544 nucleotides. It is a transcript of the gene pigc, whose product is annotated as phosphatidylinositol glycan anchor biosynthesis, class C. The transcript is spliced from 3 exons. Bases 54 to 980 code for a protein of 308 amino acids. Lineage: Eukaryota; Metazoa; Chordata; Actinopteri; Clupeiformes; Engraulidae. Gene Ontology annotation, cellular component: glycosylphosphatidylinositol-N-acetylglucosaminyltransferase (GPI-GnT) complex; membrane. Gene Ontology annotation, biological process: GPI anchor biosynthetic process. The record is from RefSeq and is a predicted model, not a curated record.
GGACGAGAUUUUUAGUAGGCGAUGAGCAAGACAGAACAGUUACUCAGUAGGUGAUGGGGGCCGACAGCGGUCCAGAUGCCCCGGCGGCGGCUGCGGUCCCUUGGCGUAAAGUUCUGUACGAGCGCCAGCCGUAUCCAGAUAACUACGUGGACCCCAAAUUCCUCCAGGACCUCAAACGCAACGUGGGGGUCCGCCAGUACCGAUACUGGAGUGUGGUGAGAGAAGCGGGACUCGUGGCUCAGCAGGUGUCCUGCGUGUCGCUCUUCGUCACCUUGUGGUCCUACAUGGAGAAAGGCGACCUCCGUCCCGCCACUCUGCUGUGGAGCUGUCUGCUGUGCUCCCUGGUGGGCUACGGGCUUUAUAAGCUGCUGAGUGGUGGUGGAAGUACAACAAGCGGCGGCGACGACAGGACAUCACUGGCGGACCUCCAGAGCGCCGCCAUCUUCCUGUCCUUCACCUUUGGAUUCUCCCCUGUGCUGAAGACUCUCACAGAGGCCGUCAGCACAGACACGGUGUACGCCAUGUCCUGCGUGAUGCUGCUGGCCCACCUCAUCUCCUUCCCGUACGACUCGCAGCCGGAGCCGAGCCCGCCCGGCAGCCUGUCCCUGAACGCCGCCCUCUUCGCCUCCGUCUGCCUCGCCUCGCGCCUCCCGGGAGCGCUGCACACCUUCGCCAUGCUGACCUGCGCCCUGCUGGUCUUCGCCCUGUGGCCCUGCGUGCUGCACCGGCUCCGAGAGAAGGCCCCCCGCUGGACGUUCCCCUGCAUCGCCGCCCUUGUGUCGUGCGGUGGGGUUGCGAGUUUGGCUAGUUUGUGGCCCGCGGGGGCCCUCCUGCUGUCGCUGGGCCUGGGGACCCUGACCCUGGUGUGUCCCCUGCUGCUGGUGCGGCUGCAGAGGCACAAGGACAACAUCCAGGGGCCGUGGGACGAGGCCGAGAUCCGGGAGGACCUGUCACAUGACCUGUCUCACUUCCUCAGUUGAAAUCCGGGAAGACCUGUCACAUGACCUGUCACAUGACCUGUCACAUGACCUGUCACAUGACCUGUCGCACUUCCUCAGUUGAGAUCCAGGAAGACCCGUCACAUGACCUGUCACAUGACCUGUCACAUGACCUGUCUCACUUCCUCAGUUGAAAGACAUGAUGACGCUGAGUGCGUUACAAUAUGCGGCCUUGCCUCCUCCACUUGUGCUUGUCUCCUCUCGCCCCGCCUCCUGGCCCCUCCUCCGUGGAGAAUAGGAUAAAAGUUUCCCAUCUGUCAGCCUCGCCAUAUCAACUUAGCCAUAACAACUUAGCCAUAACAACUUAGCCAUAACAACUUUGUCUUAUUUUUUGGGGGCUUUUCAGCCUUUUAUUGUGUUUUUUGUGAGACAGGAUGGUGGAGGAGAGACAGGAAGUGAGCUGGGAGAGAGAGAUGGGGGAGGACCGGCAAAGGACCCGGACCGGGAAUUGAACCCGGGUCGGCCGAGUGGUAAACGUGUGCCCUACCAUAUCAGCCACGGUAGGGCCAGCCACAACAACUUUUGAGGGACUGUUUUUCAGUCACCAUCCCAAUUGCACAUGAGAAAAAUAUUUUACAAUUGAGCUUUUGCAAGAUAUUGAAAUAUGAUGUUGUUGUCAGUGAUGUCAUCAUGACAUAUUACUUCCUGGUACGAGGAGACAAGCACAAGUGGAGGAGGCAAGGCCGCAUAUUGUAACGCACUCAAGCACAAGUGGAGGAGGCAAGUGUAGGAGACAAGGUCGCAUAUUGGAACGCACUCAAUAUUAGCCGACAUCUCAUCAACUGCCACGCUUGACGCCGGGCGGCACGGUGGCACACUAAAAGGGCUCAUAUUUAUUUAAUGAAAUGUUUUUUUGUUGCUUGUUGGGAAUGUAUUCAGAUGAAAUCAUGUGUUGUGAGUACAUAUGAAGUGUUAUUAUUGCACUGAUGCCAUCUCUCCUCUCAGGGAUGAGCACAAGAGAACACUCCCAUGGGAAAGAGGAUCUUACUCUGUUCAGGAGCGUACCUAUGUUCCCCGGGUCCUAUGUUCCCCGGGUCCUAUGUUCCCCUGUCUUUGUAUGGGAACGGGGAACAUAGGACCCUUUUUAAAAAAAAAGAAAAAAAAAGGGUUCUAUGUUCCCCACAUUCUAUGGUUCCAAGUUUUCAAAUUGUGCCCUUCCCAAAACCAUCCCUAAACCUAAACUGUCAGAAAUCCAAUGUUUCUGAGUUGUACAUUUGCGCCCUGACCAAAACUAUCCCUAAACCUAACCUGUCAGAGGUGCAACAGCAACCUGCGCUUUGCCAUGCGACAGCAGUCUUCUUGGAAGCAGUGGGGAACAUAGAACCCUUUUUUGAACAUAGGGACGUAGGACCCAGGGAACAUAGGGAUGACCCCCUCUGUUUUUAUCCAAACUGCUCUGUGGCGACGAGACUGGCAGUGAAUCUGUUGCUUGUAUGUGUUGAAAAGUUGGUUAAUAUUGUCAAUGAUUUCAGUAUUUAUCAUGGGAUUGCAUUUGUUAACAUAUUCAUAUUUUUUCAAACUUUACAAAAUAAACACUUUUUGUAUA